Molecule: messenger RNA, 2968 nt
Organism: Cetraspora pellucida
Lineage: Eukaryota; Fungi; Glomeromycota; Glomeromycetes; Diversisporales; Gigasporaceae
Source: the annotation of a GenBank genome assembly
AUGAGCGAUCAAAUCGAAAUAACACCCGAAGAAACUGGUGUAAAUAAACAAGCUUUUACUACUUGCGCAAAAUGUGGACUUAUGAUUGUAGGGCAGUUUGUGCGUGCAUUGUGCGGAACAUACCAUUUAGAGUGCUUUAAAUGUCAGGAUUGCGGGACUGUUGUGGCUUCUAAGUUUUUCCCAAUAGAUGGAGCGGAUGGAAAGCAACACCCUCUAUGUGAACGUGAUUAUUUUCGGCGUCUUAAUCUUAUCUGUGAAAAAUGUGGAGGCGCUCUUAGAGGAUCUUAUAUUACUGCACUUGAAAAAAAAUAUCACAUUGAACAUUUUACAUGCUCUGCAUGUCCAACGGUAUUUGGUCCUCAGGACUCGUAUUAUGAACACGAUGGGCAAGUUUAUUGCCAUUAUCAUUAUUCUACACGGUUCGCGGUAAAAUGUACAGGCUGUAAAACGGCCAUUUUGAAACAAUUUGUGGAGAUUAAUAGAAACAAUAUUGAUGAGCAUUGGCAUCCAGAAUGUUAUAUGAUCCACAAGUUCUGGAACGUUAAGCUGGCAGCACAAAUAGAUGAGGGACCUGGCUCUGAUGACGAGCCUUUACCGGCUGAAGAUAUAACACCUGAAAAGCUAAAACAGCAACAAAAAACUAUUGAAGAAAAAGUUUACAAUAUAUGGACAGUACUUUCUGCAUUCGAAGAAAUGUCUGCUGCAUGUAUCUCUGAUAUGCUUCUUCAUGUGUCAAAUGGAGCUUAUCUUGAAGGCGUAAAAAUGAUAGAGAGAUUUAUCAAUCAUGUUGAUAUCUUAUUUUCUGCAAUAGAUGAUUUAGAAGUUCAAUUAGUGCAAGCAAGUGGUCAGGGCUUACAACAUAACAGGGAAGCCAAAAUGCUUUGCAGGAAAAUAGUCAACUUUUUUUCACUAUUGUCGCAUACUCAGGAGGCAGGUGUUAGAAAAUUAGGUAUCACGCAGGAACUUCUAGCAUUAGUAACAGGCUUGGCGCAUUAUUUGAAAAUUUUGAUUAGGAUCGCACUCACUGGUGCCUUAAAAUUGGAGCGAGAUUUUAAUAAUCCUUUAGCAAUUGGUCAAUUUCUAAAUAAACUUGUCGAGCUCACGAAAAGGGAAGGAAAACAAGUUCUAGAGCCAAAUGUAGACAAUGAAAUCACGUCCGAUCUGUGUCAUGUAUGUCGGAUCACUGUUGAAGAAGAAUGUUACAAAUAUGGACAUUAUCGUUGGCAUAUUGGUUGCUUAAGGUGUUCUGGUUGUUCUCGAGAAUUACGUACCAUAUAUCGGGACGCUACAUUUAAUCAAAUUACUGAAAUGACGUUCUGUCCUGCACAUACAAAUGAACAAGCCACACCUGGAUUUCAAUAUGUUACGCAGUUAGAACAGUACACGUAUUUGUUACGUGUUGAAUUAUCUCGCAUGUAUAAUUUAUUGAAACAUAAAGAUGAACACAGUCUGUCGGAUUACGAAGACAUUCGUAGUGGUCGAAAGACUAACAAAGAAGAAGCCGGCCUUAUUCGUAAAGAUUCACGUUCAAAGUCCUAUUCUAGCGGUGACAAAUCAUAUGUAUCUCUUAAUACAGACAUUAAGCGUAUGAAGUCUGUUUUGGAUCGCAAAGUAUCGACUUCUGAGAGGAUUGCUAAGACAUCCAGAGUAGUAGAACAUGAACAGCCUAAUACUUCACAGACUCAGGAAGAAACCUCUAAGGAUAAAUUGGCUAGAGCACCUUCACAACACCAUGUCAGAAUUAUUGACGAUAAAAUGCCAGAUUCACAAAAUAGUGACGCUCGUUUGAAAUUUGAUCUAGAAAAUGAAGCGAUUACAUUGGCUGAUAUUUCAGCGAUUGCAGCUGCAGAAAUGUCAACAGAAGAGAAAACCAAGAAAAAAUUCAAACGAGUAUCACGUACUAAACUUUAUUUGUCUGAAUUGUCGGGCCUGGAAUAUUUUAUUGUAAGGCAUGUAGCUGUCCUCAUUAUGGAACCAUACGUUAAGGACUAUUUCACCCUGGAAGAAUUGUUAGACUUGAUUGGAUCUAAGAAAGCAACUUUAUGGACGAAAUUUGUACAACAGAUUAGACCUAAAGAGGUGCCUGUAAAGAAGAAAGGCACGUUUGGUGUGCCUCUAGAAGUUCUAGUUGAGAGAUAUGGUGUGGACUCAGUACUUGGAGCAGGGCCUGGUCGAAUAAGAGUCCCUAGUUUUAUAGACGACAGCAUAUCAGCUAUGAAAACAAUGGACAUGUCUGUUGAAGGCAUAUUCCGUAAAAAUGGAAACAUUCGACGUUUAAAGGACCUCAGCGAGGCCAUUGACAGAAAUCCUUCAUCAGUUAACCUCUCUGAAGAUAAUCCUGUUCAAGUUGCUGCGUUAAUGAAAAAGUUUCUUCGUGACUUGCCUGAUCCACUUCUUACUUUCAAGUUGCACAAGCUUUUAAUAGUAUCACAAAGACUUCCAAAUGAGUCAGAUCGGAAGAAAGUUCUUCACUUAACGUGUUGUCUUCUACCUAAGGUUAAUCGUGACACAAUGGAGGUGCUUUUUAUAUUUUUCAAAUGGGUGGCUUCCUUUUCACAUGUAGAUGAAGAAACGGGUAGCAAGAUGGAUUUACAUAACCUUGCAACAGUGAUUACUCCUAACAUAUUAUAUUCUAAGUCAAAGGAUCCUAUCAAAGAUGACUCAUUUUUAGCAAUCGAAGCGGUUCAUAGCUUAUUAAGGUAUCAAGAUGAUUUCUGGGUGGUUCCUGAAGAUUUGGCCGCAGUUUUACGCGAUCAAGAACUAAUCAAUAAUCCUGAGAGGUUAACACCAAAAGACAUUAUGAAACGUUGCGAAAAUCUUGUCAAAUUACAAAAGUCGCAACCUUAUACCAAUAAUUAUGCUAAUAGUAAUAGUGAUGAAAUUUCUAGUGAUGGUGACUAUUCGUUUGUGCAAGUACCAGAUAAUCAUCCUUAUCAAAAACAGGCAGACCAAGGAGGAGAAAGCAAUC